AUGCGAUCAGAUGAGACACGGUUCCUGACACACAAGGGGCUCAAGAAGCACGUGCGUGCCAAAUGGAAGCUAUUCAUUCCAUCUAUAAUCUGCUUUAUCUUUGUAACUGCUGAGGUUACGGACCCUUUCGUCCUUUACAGCUGCCACGCAGCUCGGGGCCGCCUCUCAGUCGACUUGAAAAAACCCAGAAGGUUUCCUUUCCUGAUCUCGGGUUGCGACGCGGCAGGGGAUCUGGGGAAAGCGGUCUUUGCUCCUGGCUGCAUCUGGGCCCUGCUGCUCAGCCGCAUGCGGCGCGUUGCCUUGGUCCUCACCGUGCGGGUGACGACUGGAGGGCCGGUGUAUUUGGCCUGCGAGCUCCUGCUCCGCCCAGACUUCCAGAUCCGGGCAGCUGCUAUGCUCAUCACAUCUGGUGGCGGAGUACUAGUCGACCUCAUCUUGACUUUGCACCGGAGAAGACAUGGCCACAAUCACAGAACCAAAACUCGUGGGCACCUUUCUGGGCAAAAGCCUGCCCAAAGCAACGCCAAUGUGAGAAUAGUUUUUGCCCACGCCACUGGAGAUCUUUUUCAGAGUGCGAGUGUGCUAGUUAGCGCACUUAUAAUACUCUUCAAGCCAGACUACGAAAUAGCCGACCCCAUCUGCACAUUUGUUUUUUCCAUCCUCGCUUUGGCGACCACCACCGCUACCUUAAGGGAUAUCUUGCUCUUGCUAAUGGAAGGUAGGAAUGUGAUCCAGAACUUGAUUUUCCUAGAGGAAAUGUUGGCUGGAGAGCAAACGCUGGAGUUACCAAGAGAUGCCAUGGUUGGAAUUCUCUUCAUCAACAGUUCUUCAGAGUCUUUGCAGAAUAUUCACCAGAUGCAUCUCCCUUCCUCACCGGGCGCCUCGGUGGGACUGGAUUACAACGCCGGGAGGGAAAGCAUUUUAGCCGUGCAAGGGAUGGGGGCUGUUCAGAGCCUGCGCCUUUGGUCUCUGACGAUGAAUCAAGUGAUUCUCUCAGCUCAGGCCGCCGCAGCGGACACCCCGGACAGUCAACUGAUUCUGAAAGGGAUUCCUGAAGCGCCAAGCAUCAGGUUUGCCUGUCACUCCAUCACUAUCCACUUGGAAUCUAAAGCCAACCAGAAGUCAGACUGCAUCUUCUGUCAAGAUCCAGAGGAUUAA
Messenger RNA from Ornithorhynchus anatinus (platypus), 1158 nucleotides. RefSeq names its product solute carrier family 30 member 8 (gene SLC30A8). The record is from RefSeq and is a predicted model, not a curated record. NCBI's taxonomy places the organism in Eukaryota, Metazoa, Chordata, Mammalia, Monotremata, Ornithorhynchidae. Gene Ontology annotation, molecular function: zinc ion transmembrane transporter activity. Gene Ontology annotation, biological process: response to glucose; insulin secretion; zinc ion transmembrane transport. Gene Ontology annotation, cellular component: plasma membrane.